AUGGGCAGUCGCGCAGCGGUCAAAUCGAUGGAUGACUUUGAUGCGUGUGUGGGCGUACGCGCAUGGAUAACAGUUUGUUUAUUGAUGAUGGCAGACAAGGAUCAGUUGAUAUCGCAGAAGGCGUCAUCAGAUGCUGACAGUAACAGUAAUAACGGUUCGUUGUUCAGCCACCGUUAUCCAGAUGAAACGUUGUCAAGUAGUAGUGGAUCGAAGGAAAAUACGCAAUUAUUAUUGAAUAAUGAAAGUUCAUUGAGCCCGAAAUUACAAUCACAUGGAGCGGAAACGAUUCCGACUGUACGACGUUGCCGACGUUUUAACGACGCUUUUCCGGAAGGUCUUAAAUUUCAGCCGAAAAUGACACGUGAAGAUUCAAUUGACUUGUCCACCAAUGAAGAAAAAUCGAAUUCUGACGAUGAAUGGUUUAUCCAGAAAAUCAAUCCGAAAAGCGGAACUCAUUCGACUGAUGGGAAUAAAAACUCCGAAAACUCUCAGGCUUCACGAAGUACAACACGUGAAGAUGUACAAAAAUGUAUGAUGAAGCGCUUGGUAGAAAUGCGUCUAAGAAACCAGGAGAAACGAAAAGCGAUGUACGCUGCUGAUAACGAAAUUAUGUUCGAUGAAUCGAAAUCGAUGGAAAUUGAUUUAUCCGGACGAAUCGGUGAAGAGAGCAAAGCGAAACCGAAUUCUGGAGAAACUCUACAAAAAAGUAGUAUGGCCAUAGAAGUAGAAGAUGAGAAAGCCAAGUUUGGUUUGAUACAAGACGAAGAAGAUGGAGAUCGGCAAAAAGAUUUGUUGGUGUCAAGAGAGGAAACUUGCGAAAAUCUGAUGAAACACGAAGAUCAUAAGAGUUAUUUACCAGGCAGUGAAACAGAAUCAUCUGACUUAUCGGACGAAACAGAAUCGGAAUACGGAAGUUCAAGUCUGGUGGAUGACCUGCUGAGUGAUGUUGCAGACAAUUGCUCUGGCAGUUUCGAUUAUCCUGAAGAGAAGUUUCCAAAGCUUUUGAAAAAAACGGUUCUGUGGUUGUUGAUGGCAUAUGCUUUAAAAGAUUUGAAGUACUUGACAAUAAUUAUGGUUUUGCAAAGGCCGCCGGAAUACUACAGUAGCGAGGAAUAUUAUCGAUUAGUACGAAAGCGACGUCGGAAGCACCGAUUGAUACUCUCAACCAGAUUUUAUGACGAAGAAAGUAUAAAGGCAUGGCGGCGUAGUGGGAGAUUGCUAAAAAAAGUUAAACGAAUAUUGCUUGAUGAGGAUGAAGAGGAUGAUGAAGCUUUCAAUACCUCAGACCACAAUGAAGAAAGUGACUCUGAUGUGUUAGACGAAAAUGAUAAGCGCGAAGUUAAUAAUAAGAGACGUCUAUUUGUUGACGAUGAUUAUAAGAGAGACGAAAUUGAGCCAAGCAAUGAAGAAAAUGACGACGAGGAUCAGCGGGUUAAAGGUAUCGAGGAAGCAGAAUCCAAUGAUGAAUUGGAACAAGUCCGUAAACUGCAGAUUACACAGAAGCGACAAAAGAAAUCCGAGUAUAUCGAGGAAGAGGCUUCACUUUCAGGCGAAGACGUUGGAAGUGAUGAAAGUGAUGAAGAACAAAUGAAUGUUUAUGAGGCUGAGGAAGGAGAUAAUGAUGAACUUCCAGAUGAUGAAACCAUCAGAGAACAACUUCAUAAGCAAUGGGUAAAACAGCAACGAGAUGAGGAAGAGAGGAAGUUGUUGUAUUGGAAAGAUCAGCUUCAUGUUGAUGGCGAUGUCACGGACGAAACAGAUCGUACUUUCCGCUUUAAAUUACGUCUAGCGAAAAGUGAUAAUGUCGAUGAAAAAAUUGAUAACGUAACUGUUGAUGCAGAAAAUGUUGAAGUUGAUGACGACGAGCUGUAUAAGAGACGUCGGGAAAUAUCAAAAUGGAAGAUGGAAGAAAGGAAAGGUGAAUUACUUGCUGAAAGUACUUCAGUGAAGGAAACAAAUCCAUUGUUGAAGGCUGCCUUAAAAGUCAUUGAUAAAGGAAGUCUGGACGGAAACAGUCAAUCGCACGAAACGGCAGGCUCUUCGCUUUCUAAGAAUUCUCUUUUGCACCACUGCAAAUCCUUACCUCAGGUGUUGAAUGAGACUAAAACCACGCUAUAUACAAAAUCUGCAGAUGCUGAUAGUGCACAAACAGAUGAAUACACCGAGGUAUUGCAUUCCCAACUCUCACCAGCACGAACCACAGAGGACCCACAUUUUGCAAGGAUAUUUCAUUGA
Molecule: messenger RNA, 2235 nt
Organism: Acanthocheilonema viteae
Lineage: Eukaryota; Metazoa; Nematoda; Chromadorea; Rhabditida; Onchocercidae
Source: the annotation of a GenBank genome assembly